Suillus paluster is the source of this 759-nucleotide messenger RNA. RefSeq lists its product as uncharacterized. The record is from RefSeq and is a predicted model, not a curated record. Lineage: Eukaryota; Fungi; Basidiomycota; Agaricomycetes; Boletales; Suillaceae. The coding region runs from base 1 to 759 and encodes 252 amino acids. The transcript is spliced from 3 exons.
AUGGGCCCACCCGUCUCCAUCAGGAAUAAUAACACUCCCGGCCCAUCCGUCAUAGUCGAGGAUAUAUCUACCUUCGGCCCAUGGUCCACUGGCCCGUAUCAUACAGGGAUAUUAUGCACACAGGAACACCUAGAAGAGGCUCGUCAGCAAGCAGAAGAGGAUGACGCCCAAAGGCAACAAGGCCUCAGAGACGAAGAAGAAGCAGCACACAUCGAGGACAGGAAAAAGAACAAGAAUAAGUAUGUGCCCCUCAAGCGCAUCAAGAUUCAACCGACCCUACCAUCCUCCCGGCCCAGUAUGCCAUCAGAAGGCUCAAAGCCAGCGAUUACUGGACUCGAUGACGCUACGGCUUCAGCCCUAGUUGCAGAGCCUGAUGCUCUUGUUAUGCUCCCAGCAGCAGAUGGAAUCCACUCAUGGGUUCCUGCCGCGGCAGUCAAAGAUCCCAAAGCUCCCCCAGUCACUAAGGACGAGCACCUCACCUGGGAAGAAUUCAAUGAAGCUGCUCCGCGCAUCAUUGUUUUCAUGAAGAUGCACGACUGGCCCGACGACAGGGUCAACAUGCAUAUUCAAUUCUGGACGACCAUUCAAGGCCAUCGUUGGCGCCACUCACUGGAUCUACUCCAACAGAAAGCUUUGCUACUCUACCAGUCGCAACAACGACGCUGUUGGCACCUCACAAUAGGUACCAUGCAAGGCUGGAGUUUAGAGGAAAAUCAACCAAGACCUGUUGUUCGAAGCGAGGGAGUUUUUAUUCAAUGA